Nycticebus coucang (slow loris) is the source of this 5060-nucleotide messenger RNA. RefSeq names its product solute carrier family 26 member 7 (gene SLC26A7). The coding region runs from base 98 to 2065 and encodes 655 amino acids. The transcript is spliced from 18 exons. The record is from RefSeq and is a predicted model, not a curated record. Gene Ontology annotation, biological process: transmembrane transport. Gene Ontology annotation, cellular component: membrane. Gene Ontology annotation, molecular function: oxalate transmembrane transporter activity; bicarbonate transmembrane transporter activity; sulfate transmembrane transporter activity. NCBI's taxonomy places the organism in Eukaryota, Metazoa, Chordata, Mammalia, Primates, Lorisidae.
CGAGUUGGAGCCUGGCUUUGAAAGGAGGUGUUCAACAACAUUUUUUUUUUUUUUUCUUGUUUAAAGAAGUUUACUUCUACGAGAGGAAAUCUGGAAAAUGACAGGAGCAAAAAGGAGAAAGAAAAGCGUGCUCUGGAGCAAGAUGCACACCCCCCAUUGUGAAGACAUAAAACAGUGGUGUAGAAGGCGGCUGCCUAUUUUGGAAUGGGCACCAUAUUACAAUCUGAAAGAAAACUUGCUUCCAGACACUGUGUCUGGGAUAAUGUUGGCAGUUCAACAGGUGACCCAAGGGUUGGCCUUUGCUCUUCUCUCAUCUGUGCACCCCGUAUUUGGUUUAUAUGGGUCUCUGUUUCCUGCCAUCAUUUAUGCCGCAUUUGGAAGGGGACGUCAUGUUGCCACAGGCACCUUUGCCUUGACAUCCUUAAUAUCAGCCAAUGCUGUGGAACGGCUUGUCCCUCAGAGCAUGCAGAACCUCUCCAUGCAGAGUAACACAAGUGUGCUGGGCUUAUCUGACUUUGAGAUGCAAAGGAUUGGUGUUGCUGCAGCAGUUUCCUUCUUGGGAGGUGUGAUUCAGGUGGCCAUGUUUGUGCUGCAGCUAGGCAGUGCCACUUUCCUGCUCACAGAGCCCGUGAUCAGUGCAAUGACCACUGGGGCUGCCACCCACGUCCUGACGUCGCAAGUCAAGUUUCUCUUGGGAAUGAAAAUGCCAUAUAUAUCUGGACCACUUGGAUUCUUUCAUAUUUAUGCUUAUGUCUUUGAAAACAUCAAGUCUGUCCGACUGGAAGCAUUGCUCUUAUCUUUGCUGAGCAUCGUGGUCCUUGUUCUUGUGAAGGAGCUGAAUGAACAGUUUAAAAUGAAAAUUAAAUUUGUUCUUCCUGUCGAUUUAGUUUUGAUUAUUGCUGCGUCAUUUGCUUGUUAUUGCACAAAUAUGGAAGAUACAUAUGGAUUGGAAGUAGUUGGUCAUAUUCCAAAAGGAAUUCCUCCACCUAGACCUCCCCGGAUGGACGUCCUCUCUGCAGUUAUCACUGAAGCUUUUGGAGUGGCACUUGUAGGCUAUGCAGCCUCACUGGCUCUUGCUCAAGGAUCUGCCAAAAAAUUUAAAUAUUCAGUUGAUGACAACCAGGAAUUUUUGGCCCAUGGCCUGAGCAAUGUGAUUUCUUCAUUUUUCUUCUGCAUACCAAGUGCUGCUGCCAUGGGAAGGACCGCGGGACUGUACAGCACGGGAGCAAAAACACAGGUGGCUUGUCUAACAUCUUGCAUUUUCGUCCUUAUAGUCAUCUAUGCCAUAGGACCUUUGCUUUACUGGCUGCCCAUGUGUGUUCUUGCAAGCAUUAUUGUGGUGGGACUGAAGGGAAUGCUAAUACAGUUCCGAGAUUUAAAAAAAUAUUGGAAUGUGGACAAAAUAGAUUGGGGGAUAUGGGUCAGUACAUAUAUAUUUACAAUAUGCUUUGCUGCCAAUGUGGGACUGCUAUUUGGAGUUGUCUGUACCGUAGCGAUAGUGAUAGGACGCUUCCCAAGAGCAAAGACUCUAAAUAUAAAAUACCUGAAAGAAAUGGAAUUUAAAGUGAAGACAGAAACAGACAGUGAAACACUGCAGCACGUGAAACUUAUCUCAAUAAACAACCCACUUGUUUUCCUAAAUGCAAAGAAAUUUCAUACAGAUUUAAUGAAUAUACUCCAAAAGGAAAAUGCCAGCAACCAGCUACUUGAUGAUAUCAGCAAGUGUGAACAAAACACGCUGCUCAAUUUAUCCAAUGGCAACUGCAACGAAGAAGCACCACAGUCCUGCCCUCUUGAGAAGUGUUCUUUAAUCCUGGAUUGCAGCGGCUUGACCUUUUUUGACUAUUCUGGGGUCUCCAUGCUUGUUGAGGUUUACAUGGAUUGUAAGGACAGGAGUGUGGAUGUAUUGCUCACUCAUUGCACAGCUUCCUUGAUAAAAGCAAUGCAGUAUUAUGGAAAUCUAGAUUCAGAUAAACCAAUUUUUUUUGAAUCUGUAUCUGCUGCAAUAAGUAACAUCCAUUCAAAUAAGAACUUGGGCAAACUCAGUGACCAAAGUGAAGUCUGAGAUCCUUUGGCUGCAGCAUAGCUUUUAUCUUCAGCAACUGCUCCACAGAGGCCCUAUGCCGGCAUUUUGCACAACAUUUUGUUGUUUAGAUCCUACAGGUGACCUCUGCUACACUAAGUAUGAUAUGACUUAGUAACUGCAUAGCUGUGGCUAAGAAUCUCCAUUUUUUCCUAAUAUUUGUUAAUAAGCAGAUUCACUUACUUAUUUUCUAUAAAAAUUGGUAUGUAUUUAGUUUUAGUGUACUGAAGUGUAAACAUAAUUUUAUUUCCUUUCCCACAGAAUUUUGUAUUGUUUUAAUUGUUUUGCUGUAAAUUGAUCGUGAAAUGGAGAAAUACUUUUGUCAUAAGAUAAUUGGAACAUUUAUAAGCCAUUUGUAAAACUUCAGGAUCAUCUGUAGCUAACACAUAAAAACAACUUAGCAAAUUUGAUUGGACUAAGCAGAGUAAAAUUCUAAGGAAAUUUUACCAACUACCAAAAACCAUUUAUACAUCAAUAAGGCUAAAUAUUACUUUAUAAAAUAAGAUGUGAAAGUCACAGAAAGUAAACAAAAACAAAUGGCAAGCUAGAAACUAUUGCCCUCCAUACUCUUCCAUAUAAUUAUUAAUUCCUGAAGUAUUCAGGAAUGUUUUCAUAAUCAGAAGAAUAUUGGCAUCUCAAUAAAACCAAGUUGUUGACAUUAGUUUGUUUUGCUGUGACUAUUGGAAGUGCUUGGGAUUAUCAGACCUGAUAGCUCUAAUUUUCAUAUUUCCACCAAAUAAGAGGCUUUGUUUGCUGGAGCCAGAAAAUGUGGAAAUUGCACAUUUUAUAUCUUUUCACUAAUAUGAUUUUUCAAUAAGAAUAUACAUUGAAUAGCAUGAAGCUAUUCCAGUGUAAGUUUAACUAUAGUAGUUUUUUAGACUUUCUUAUUAGAGACAGACAGUCAAUAUAAUAUCCUAUGUUUAUCUGUCUGUAUCCAUGUAGAUAGAUAGAUUUCUGUAGUCUAUUUUUCUUUUUCUUUUGCUAGAAGAGCGCUUGGUUGUAAUUAUCUGGAAGCCCACCAAACUGACAAACACAACAAGGCCAGGGUGAACUGGACACCGAGUUUCACUUUUUUAUGUGGUAAAUUGAUUUGCGUAAGAAGAAAUCUUCCUUUCAAAGAUAGUCAUGGAUACAUAAUUAUGCUUCAGCCUUAAUGGCCUUUUAACUGCCAGUGUAAGAAAAAAGCAAGGUACCUUAAAGUGAGUUUAAGAAACAGAUUGAAAAUCAAGUGAAAAGACCAGUUAUGAGGAGCUUUCACUGGCAUCUAUAAGAACAAAUUAUAGUGCCUGACAAAUGAUGGAUUGUAAUGGUCUUUAGCAAUUGUGUGGGAAACAUCCAUGUGGUCCUAAAUUUUAACAUUAAAUCCUAGGUAGGACAUGAUAAUAAUAAAGUGAAAGGGGAAUAUUGUUUCAAAUUCUCAUAACUUACCAAGCCAUUUCAAUUUUGAUUUAGACAAACUACCAAGAAUAGUUUUUGUUCUAAAAUUAUAUCCUCAAUCUCUUCAUCAGUAAUUUGGAUUAAAGUGAGUGGGCCAACUCACAUUCCCAGUAAAUACUACCCCAGGGAAAGGUGGAAGUGACGAAUGGAGGUAAAAUUUCCUUAGAGAGAACUUUUCCCUGCUUAGUCCAAUCAAAUUAUUCCAGUGGUGGAUGGUGGUAAUAUUCACCGUCUCUAAUCCCCUGAAAAAUAAACAUGAGUCAAAGAAAGGAAAAAAAAGAAAAUACAUUUUUCUAUGUAUAAAUUGAUAUUUUGCUAUGCAACCUUGGGACAUAACUGAAUUCAUGUAUUGCAAGCAUUUUCUGAUUUGUUAGAUUAUAGACCGUGGAUGACAUUAAAGUUUUUAUAGUUAUUGAUGGAUGAGUUCUUCUAUUUUAUUGCUAAAGCUGACACAGUAUUGUCUGAGCAGUUGCAUUUGAAUGCAUCUCAGUAUUUGUAGUAGAAGUUUAAUGGAUAUAACAUUUAAAGCCAGUAACUUGGGUGUCAAAUGUUAAUGCUGUCCUCAAAAUAAAAGAUCAAACCAUGCACCUUAUAAAGUCCUUUGUCCUAAGGCUUCUCCAGCACACCAGAGCCAUGACAACUUUUGGCCCGGCAGGAGUCCCUAGGACUAUUCCAAGAGUACAGGAGCAGAAUAUGAUGUUAAAAGUAUAAGAUUCUAAAACAUAAAUGUUCAUUUUAAAGUAGGCAACAACACCACAAAAACUACAGUAUGGUCCUAAUGCAAGAAUAUUUCUAGAGUAACACUGAAUUAUUUUUAUGAGAUCACCUUAUUUUUAUAUAUGCUUAACUACUUCCAUAAUACUUAUUAUGGUAACAUAAAAUCGGAAAAAAUUAAAACUGACCUAUGAGUGUUAAGGACCUAACAAAGUGACAUAUAUAAAUUAAGCAUAAAAUAUGUAACCAGGAAGACUGUUAACAUUACAUUUAUGCAAAUUAAAUGCCCUUAAAUUUCACCAUUUGUCUUUCAUUUUAAAGGUUAUUUGCCCCCGAUUAUAUGAUUCAAGUGUUAUAAAGUUUAGCUUGAACUACUCUGCAGUAAUUUAUUUGACAGAUAUGUAUUCUAUAAAUGCGUAAUGUAAUGAGGAAAGAGAUCUUUCUUUUUAAAUGCAAACAUUAAUGUGUUAAUACCCUGUAUGGAUAAUGCUUGACAUUUAGUGGUUACAAAAAUACAUUAGGAUGUUGCUGAACACACAGAUGCCUUAGAAAUGCACAUUCUGUAUUCUGGGGGAUGACGAUCUAAUUCAAUAUGGAAUAUGCUAUUUGGCAGUGAGUUUGUUGCCAGAUUUCAAAUAGAGAGUUAAGUGGUACUUUCACAAUCCAAAGAUUUUUAGUUAAAAAUCAUGUAGUCUUAUACGCUGCACUUAUUUUUUAUAUUUUUCAAUGCAUUUAAUUAUCUUUUUAUAAUUCUUUGUACUAACUCAGCAUGUAACAACCAAUUUACUUGGAAAUAAAUUGAAAUAUGAUAACUAUUAUGUUUAAA